AUGGCCCAGCAAAAUCUGCGAUCUGCUCUGGCGUAUUGUGUGAACCAAGUCAGAUCCUUUGACUACACAAACUACGUCUGGACCAUUCAGAUGCCAAAGGAGCUGCGAGCGCCGCUGAUAGCGCUGCGAGCCUUCAAUGUGGAGCUGACGCAGAUCCCUGACAACGUGAAGCAGGAGCAGCUGAUGCAGAUUCGCAUGCAGUGGUGGCGGGACGCCGUCAAGAGCGCCUACACAGACAAGCCGCAGCCCAAUCCAGUCAUCCAGGCCCUGCACGCGGCGGUGGCGUCGGUGCCGCGGACGCAGUCGCACCUGUUGCGCAUGGUGAGCACCCUGGAGGCGGACUACAUGCGCGCGCAGCCGCCCCAAUCACUGGAGCAGCUGGAGCAGUAUGCAGAGGGCAGCUCCUCCCAGCUGCUCUACCUCCAGGGCAGGGUUGCAGGGGUGGAUGAUGAGCACUUUGACCACGCCGCCUCCCACCUCGGCAAAGCUGUGGGGAUCGCCAACCUUUUGCGGGGGACCGCCUACCAUGCUGCCAGGAGGCGGUGCUACCUGCCGAGCGACCUGUGCAUGAGUGAGGGAGUCUCAGAUGAAGAUGUGCUGCGGGGCCAGAACACCGACAAUGUCUCCAACGUUGUUUUCCAAGUAGCCACCCAGGCCAAGGGCCAUUUGGACGAGGCAAGGGCGCUUAGCAAGCAGUUACCGGCAGAGGCAAAGCCGCUAAUGCUGCCAGCUGCGGCAGUGGAUUUGUAUCUGAAGGCCCUGGAGAAGCACGAGUUCAAUGCCUUUGCGCCGCAGCUGCAGUCCGGCGGGUUCACACCCCUCUGGCACCAGCUUCUGGUCAAGUACAACCUGAUGCUUGGCAGAUUUUGA
This is a messenger RNA of Coccomyxa subellipsoidea C-169, 870 nucleotides long. RefSeq names its product terpenoid synthase. The transcript has 7 exons. The record is from RefSeq and is a predicted model, not a curated record. NCBI's taxonomy places the organism in Eukaryota, Viridiplantae, Chlorophyta, Trebouxiophyceae, Coccomyxaceae. Gene Ontology annotation, biological process: biosynthetic process. Bases 1 to 870 code for a protein of 289 amino acids.